Annulohypoxylon maeteangense is the source of this 2084-nucleotide messenger RNA. Its product is annotated as CwfJ C-terminus 2-domain-containing protein-like protein. Gene Ontology annotation, cellular component: post-mRNA release spliceosomal complex. The record is from RefSeq and is a predicted model, not a curated record. The transcript has 3 exons. Gene Ontology annotation, molecular function: RNA lariat debranching enzyme activator activity. The coding region runs from base 91 to 1701 and encodes 536 amino acids. Gene Ontology annotation, biological process: mRNA splicing, via spliceosome. NCBI's taxonomy places the organism in Eukaryota, Fungi, Ascomycota, Sordariomycetes, Xylariales, Hypoxylaceae.
AGCUUACAGCCAAUUAGGAGCCCUAAGCUUUAAACUUCCAACCUUCAUCUUCAAGCUUCCGCGUUCCGAGCGCGUUCUAACAACUUCACGAUGGCGGCAAAAAUUUUCGUCCUCGGUAGCGUUAACGGCAAAUUCGAGUCCGCUUUCCAGAAGCUCACAGCUUUGCACCAGAAGCAGAACUUUGCCUUCGCCAUAGUUACUGGAGAUCUCUUUACGUUCGACCAAGACGAAGGUUCCUUGUCGCGGCUCCUUAAUGGGGAUAUCCAAAUACCAAUCUCAACCUAUUUCACUACAGGCACCAUUCCCUUGCCUGAUCAAGUAGUCAAGCGCGUUGAGAAAGGCGAAGAUGUCUGCGAAAACCUCCAUUUCCUUGGUAAACGAAGCAUUACGAAAACUUCAGAUGGGGUCCGAAUCGUGGUACUAGGCGGCGCUCUUGACAAGUCUAUUGUGGGUGGUCAAUCGAAUGAACAACACCUUCCGCUGCAUACAGCCGAUGAUGCGAAGAUACUGCGCGGCGCUAACACCGCCGACAUCUUAUUAACAACGUGCUGGCCCUCCGGAAUCUGGGCAAAUUCGAGCAAGCCGCCCACCUUAGAGCAACAAACCUCUAUCGCAAGCAGCGACGAGAUAGCCGAAUUAUGUACUACCCUUAAGCCUCGCUACCAUUUCGCAGCCUCAUCUGGAGAUUUUUUCUACGAACGGGAGCCCUUUUUCCACCCGCCUAGUAACCCCGAAUCCGACCAGAUACCUAUUACUCGGUUCAUCUCACUUGCUCCUUAUGGCAACGAAGUUAAAGCGAAGGCCAUGUAUGCCUUCAAUCUUGUCCCUGGAGAAGCGCCUUCUUCUACCAUACCUCCUGGCAGCACAUCUUCUCCGUUCCUUCCUAAACCCAACCCACGGAAACGACCAGCUCCCAGUGGGGAUGCUACUGGUCAUCGCGGAGGGGGCCGUCAUGUACGCCGUCGGAAGGAACGAUCGCCUCCUCCCGGCCCUGAUCGGUGUUUCUUCUGCCUGAGCAACACGCAAAUAGACACCCAUAUGAUCUGCUGCAUAGGAGACGAUUCUUAUGUCACUACUUCCAAGGGUCCACUACCUGAUUCAGACACAUUCGCCUCAUCCGGCCUCUCUUUUCCAGGACAUCAAAUCAUCAUACCCCUUCCUCAUGAGCCCACUAUUCGCGCUAUGGGACAAGAUGCGGACAAAACGUACAAGGAGAUGGCGCGCUUCAAGGAGUCUAUGCAAGCUAUGAUUGCGACGGAGUCAAAGUUCAAGUUGGGCGCAGUGACUUUCGAGAUCAGUCGGCAACAUGGAAUUCACGUUCAUUGGCAAUUCAUCCCGGUCCCUACGGAUCUCAUUCGCAAGGGCCUAGUUGAAGCUGGUUUCAAAGUAGAAGCCGAGAACCGCCAGUUCCCGGCUUUUGAAGAAGUGACCAUAGAGUCCGGUAUCGAUGAGACGUCCGACUAUUUCCGUGUCUGGAUCUGGGCCGAUGAUAGCGACACCGGCAUCCAAAGCAAGGAGUUGGUGAUGCGUUUUGACAGUAAAAUUCGCUUCGAUCUUCAAUUUGGUCGUCGGGUGAUCGCUAAGCUUCUCGGACUUGAGAGCCGAAUCAACUGGAGAGACGUCACUCAGCCUAUCGCUGAGGAGACUGAAGACGUCGAGAAAUUCAAGGAAGCUUUCAAGCCUUGGGAUUUCACUGCUUAAUUGAGCAGAAACAAUAGCAUUUUCGGGACCGGCGUUAGUAGUUCGCAAAAGUUAUGAUACCCGCGUUUGAGUUUGCGGUAUUUGCCAUGGCGUUCGGGUGGCAUCUUACUUGAUCAAAGAGUUUAGCAGUCAAAAUAACAGUUAGCAAGAAUCUGCAUGAUAGUGUACAGCAUCUGGGCCAGCAGCUGAUUUGAUUUCGCAUCACAAGAAUGAUGGAAGAGGCGGAUGCAUAUGAGAUUACAUUGAGAGCAUAUCAUCGGCGCAACAUUACAGAGCAUUUAAAUCGGAUAGUUGAGGUCAUAUUCGGCCUUGCGAAUGGAACGGUGGAUUAUGAUUUAUUGAAAUUUGAAGAAAAUUGUGUUGACUUCUCAGGAUAGCGGACU